AUGAGCAAACAAUAUAUAGGUUAUGAAGCCAUUAAUGCAUGCUUCUGUGAUGCAAUCGACACCAUAAACACUUACCCUCAUUUUCUUUUAAAGUUGCAAGAUGUUAUCUUAGAGUCUCCACCAUUUACUGAAGAUUGGGGUGGACUUGAUGGAAUAUGGUACGAAAGAUAUAUAAGGGAAGCAAAAAAUUCUAAUAAAAAAAGACAUCCACAUGUGUCUAUGAAAUCAUUUUUUGAAAAUAUCAUAUGGGAACAUAAAAAGCGAAUGGUCCAGAAUCAUUACAUGAUGUCCAGCAUAGACAUAUUAGAUGAAGUGCGAAAAUGUGGUUCUCAAGAAAUAAUUUCAGAUAUUGAAGAAGCUAUUAAAACAAAAUCUACAAAAGGACAUUUUAAGAACAGUGGAGCUAAUAAAAAUUCUGCAAGUUCAGAAAGAAUGCUUACACCAGAGUGCACUGAUGAUGACAACCUUAAAGAGAUGACUGCAUUAGAUUAUGAAAAAUAUAAAAAAGCCUAUGCUAAAAUGAAUAAUGAAAAGAAAUGGAUGCUUACAACUGGAAAGAUUAUAGAAGAUGCUCUUUACAAUUUCAGCUUGCAUUGCAAAUAUGAACACUUUGCUCAUUCCUUUGUUCUGAACCCUGAAGACAAUACCUAUCUGAAAGAGAAUGUUUUUACUGAGAAUGAAUUACAAGAGAUUCGUCAUUUUAAAACCAAGGAAAUGCCAUUAAUGCCUCUUGAAUUGUUGAAAUACUUGAAUAGUUUCAACCUUAAAACUACUUUGGAACUCCGGAAGCAAGUGUUUAGGCAUGAGCAAAUGGAUGAUGAUUUCAAUAGAUUAAGAGAUUUUGACCGAGAUUGGAUACACAACACAGUAUACAAUUUGUAUGUAACUAAUUUCAUUUCAAAGAUUUUGGAUUCUAAAUUUCAACUCUCAUUACUUUCAUUUCACAGAUUGCAAGAAUAUAAAUCAAAUAAUUUGGCAUCAAACCAUUUAGAGCUGUGGUUCCUCAUCCAUGUUUGGAGUUUCACUGACAAAAUUUUCAAUGAUAUUGAGGGAAUUGAUGUAGUAAGAGGAGGGUCAUGUAGCUUGUCAUCAUCAACAAGAAAAAAUCAGGAAAGAACUGUGGCUGCAGUAGUGGAUACAAAAAAAAAUGCUUAG
Molecule: messenger RNA, 1155 nt
Organism: Entrophospora candida
Lineage: Eukaryota; Fungi; Glomeromycota; Glomeromycetes; Entrophosporales; Entrophosporaceae
Source: the annotation of a GenBank genome assembly